AUGACGGCAGGACCCGUUUGUGACAACUGCGCUCCGGCAACUCAACUCACAUGCCCUCAAGGAACAAUUUGCGACUUCACACUUCUGCAAAGUUCCACGACUGGUGCUGGAUGUUCAAAAUAUGCUUGUAAACAAGGUCAAAUGAUCGCAGAGUUUGAAGCUGAACCAACAGCCGUAAGCAACGCAGUAUGCGAUCGUGAUAAACAACUGUUUUGGAGAGCGUCCACUGGAGAGUUGUUGGGGAAAAGUUUGCAAGCGACGUGUGGAUUCCCAUGUUCCACCUGUCAACCUCUAACUGCUGUUGAAACACCAUGUCCGGUGAACUACGACUGCUCAACCGAAGCCACUCCCAACCCUAUCAGUUAUUCGACGGAUCCACAAGGCUGCACGGUGGCUGUUUGCACGAACGGAAAGAUGUUCAGCGUUGGACAACCAGUACAGACCGCUAUUUGUGCUAAUGGCGGUUAUUUGACUAACGGAGAUAUCGUCAAUCAAGUUGCUUGCGGACUGCCCUGUACUACUUGUACGGCUCUACCACAAGAUGGUCUCACUUGUCCGGCUGGUCUCACCUGCACAACGGUCUCACAGCGAGCGGGACAAUGCAGCGAAGCGUACUGUCCAACCGGUGUCAUGACCGCCGAUGGCACGACGGUGGAUUUCUUGACUUGCAAUGGACAAGGAAAAUGGGUAGACGCUGCUGGUACCGCAUAUACAGCUGCACAAUGUGAAAUGUCUUGUGAACUUUGUACUGCUUUGACAAAUGCCGGUAUGCCAUGUCCAACGGGACUUAUUUGCGAAGCUACGAUGGAGCGAGAAGGGCAAUGCAAGGAAACGUAUUGUGCUACGGGCACAAUGACAGGAAACACUCAACGGACGACGGUCACGUCGUUGACAUGCAAUGGUCUCAGUCAAUGGGUGGAUCCGCAAAAUGCUAUCUAUGCCAGCGCACAAUGCGAAAUUCCUUGUGAUCAAUGUACUGCUUUAACAAACACUGGUAUGACUUGCCCUACGGGUUCAGUGUGCACCCAGGUCGUAAGUCAAGCAGGCCAAUGUCCUGCUGUUAUUUGCACCACUGGAACCAUGAAGGCAAAUCCAGGAAAUGUAGCGGUGACAACAUUGACUUGCGACCGCACAGCACAAUGGAUUGACGCGCAGAUGGCCGUAUACACUGCAGCUCAAUGCGAAGCUUCUUGUAUUCAAUGUACGGCACUAUCGAACACAGGCAUGACCUGCCCGACAGGAUUUAUUUGUGAAGCAGCCACUAGACGUGAAGCUCAGUGCUCGGAGACGUUUUGUGCUACUGGAACACUUACUGGAAAUACUGCUAGAACACCACUUACCGUUCUAACAUGUAACGCAAUGUCACAAUGGAUUGAUGCACAAUCUACUUCCUACACAAUCGCUCAAUGUGAAAUCCCUUGUGAUAAAUGUACUGCUUUGACCAAUACUGGUAUGACAUGCCCUACUGGUUUUGUGUGCACUCAGGUUGUCAGUCAAGCAGGUCAAUGCCCCGCAGUUAUUUGCACCACUGGAUCCAUGAAGGCAAAUCCAGGAAACGUAGCGGUGACGACAUUGACUUGCGACGGUUCAGCGCAGUGGAUUGACGCACAGAUGGCCGUGUACACUGCAGCUCAGUGCGAAGCUCCUUGUACGCAAUGUAUGGCGCUGUCCAACUCUGGUAUGCUCUGCCCGAAAGGAUUUAUUUGUGAAGCAGCUAUUAGACGUGAAGCUCAAUGCUCGGAAACGUAUUGUCCUAGUGGAACACUUACUGGAAAUGCGGAUAGAACAUCACUUACUGUUCUCACAUGCAACGCAAUGUCACAAUGGUUGGAUGCACAAUCCACUUCUUACACAAGCGCUCAAUGCGAAAUCCCAUGUAACCAGUGUUCCGCGCUGACCAAUGCUGGAAUGACUUGUUUGCCUGGUUUCAAAUGCACAACCGUUUCAACGAGGAAUGAUGGUCAAUGUCCGGAAGCAUACUGCGAAAGUGGACUAAUGACGGCUGGAGCUGGGCGAACAACAGUAACAUCACUAACAUGCAACGGUCAACAGCAAUGGGUAGACACUCAAAUGACCGUUUAUUCUAUAGCUCAGUGUGAAACAUCUUGCACUUGCUCUACAUUGACCAUUACACCUUCACCGAAUCGUGUACCUCCUACACGAGGUAAUGACUUAGGACCACUCGACGCUUCAGGUUGUUCAACAUUGGCGACGCGUUGUAGUAUGAAUGAUCUUUAUAGGCUGGUCACAUCGAACGGUGUCGUGACGCUUCAACCACCUGCUGCUCGAAGUACAGCGAUGACCUGUGUGGCCGGGCAAUGGAUGGCUACUAUCAAUGGGGUUCAAACCACCGUUCAAGAACAAGCUUGCUACGUUUUCCCUUGUACCACAUGCGGUAAUGUCAACACUGGACCAGGUGUUACGACGACACUCAAUUACGAUGCUACUACUUGGUGUAAAGGAUACACAUUAAGCGGCUGCCCUAACGGAUACAAAAUUGGUACCACCACUAUCGGCACGACAUUAACAUGUACAGGUGCUCUGAGGUGGUCGAGCGGUUCUUUCAGUGGUCCUAUCGCUGGACAAGUGACAGUGAACUGUGUUUAA
Molecule: messenger RNA, 2607 nt
Organism: Necator americanus (New World hookworm)
Lineage: Eukaryota; Metazoa; Nematoda; Chromadorea; Rhabditida; Ancylostomatidae
Exons: 23
Coding region: 1-2607 (868 amino acids)
Source: RefSeq, a predicted model, not a curated record